Molecule: messenger RNA, 1443 nt
Organism: Paramecium tetraurelia
Lineage: Eukaryota; Ciliophora; Oligohymenophorea; Peniculida; Parameciidae
Exons: 4
Source: RefSeq, a predicted model, not a curated record
AUGAUAACAAUACUAAGUGGAUUUUGCUUUUUUUACAAUGCUUAUUUAAUAUUUUAAUGGGAUUAUAAAAUCACCAUAAUCUACUGCUGUGUAUCCUCUUUCACUAUAAUGGUUCAUAGAUUACUUAAAAGUCGAAGUCUUUCCCAAUAUUGUUGUUUUAAUAUUUUUGAAAGUUUACUACUUAUAUCGUAUUUACUCUCCAUAGUCUAUUACAUAGAGAUUGAGAAGGUGAAUAUAAAUUUCAUUUCUUAUGCUCAAUUAGUCUUAUAGUUCUUGAUUCUAGCAAUCACAGUUCUUAUUAAUAAAAGUACAUCUGAGACGGAGAGUCAAGAUCAAUCACUUUAGAUAUAGGAGAUUCUAAUCUCUGCAUUUAAAAGUAUUAGUGCUCUUCAACUCGUGUUCAUUAGUCUUAGAAUUACUGAGCAAAUUACAUGGGGGUGGAUUUAAACUUUAAUAAUAAUAUGGUUUCUAUUGGGGCUGUCAUUUGUGAUUUUCAUUUGUUUGCUUGUUGAUAUUCUGUAGAAAUGCAGAAAUUAAUAAGAUGGGAUUGAAGAGGAGAAAAAAAGAGUUAUUAGUAAGAAUCCAUUAUACUAUUUAGUUUAAGGGGGAAUUUGGUUAAAUUUGAUUUUAUUUGGAAUCACAAUAUUACCAUUUUCAACAAUUUUUGGUUUAGCCUUAAGUUAUGACUUUAAAUUUAAAUCAUUAAAUUAGUACGCCUUUGGAUUGACAAUCUUUUAUUAUCUACUAUAAUUGGCCUAUUAUUUUAAGUUCAAAUAAAAGCUGAUUGACUAUCUUCUAUACUAUGACAUUGCACAAAGUAAUUUGUAUGUUGACUAGUAAUUGCAAUAAGUCAAUCAAAAUAAUCAACAAAUAGAAAACAGAAUCGAACUUAAAAUGAAAAGAAUGCACAAGUUGAGCAUAUCAAAGGUGCCUUAAUUCAUGGUUAAAUUAUCAUAAACUUAUUAUAAAUGUGCACUUAAUGCUGAUUCACAAUGCAUGUCAUCUAAAAUUCAAUAAAAUCAAUUGAACUAAAAGAAUCAAUUCUAAGAGAAUGAGAACGACAAUGAAUAAUCUAAAAGAUUUGAUUUAUUGUUGUCUAGUCCUAGACAAAGGUUGGAGAUCAGUUCUAGUAUAGGAUAAGAUCUGACAAGUCGAAAUAUUGAUAAAAAGCAAUUAGAAGAUUAAUCUACUAUUAAAUAAGAGCAGCAGAAUCAGAAUUCUCAGAAACUAUGUUUAGUUUGUUAUGAAAAGGAAAGCAAUAUGAUUAAUAUGCCAUGUGGUCAUGGUGGGUUUUGCAACGAAUGUUGUGAGUAACUGUUGAGCAAAAGUGAGCUUUGUUACUUAUGUAGAAAGCCCGUUACACAUAGUUUACAAAUACAAGAAGUUUAGAAUAGAGAGAGUUUAGUAGAAGUAGUUGAAGUUUUAGAAUAACAAAAUAAAUGA